Messenger RNA from Nematolebias whitei (Rio pearlfish), 7605 nucleotides. RefSeq names its product pecanex-like protein 3. Gene Ontology annotation, cellular component: membrane. The transcript has 36 exons. Lineage: Eukaryota; Metazoa; Chordata; Actinopteri; Cyprinodontiformes; Rivulidae. The coding region runs from base 613 to 7398 and encodes 2261 amino acids. The record is from RefSeq and is a predicted model, not a curated record.
CAGCUGUUAUCAGUGGGAACCGUGGCUCCUGCUACAUGUCGGUGUCAGUUUAAUUCCGGAGAAGAUGGCGGACUGCCAGGGAACAGUCUUCAGCUAACCAGCGCCGACAGACGGGAAGCUGGAGUUAAAUUUCAGCCUUCCUGGCUGGCAUCCUGAGGAGGAAACCUGUGAUUUUACCAGCAGCAGAGACUGGAUGCGGAAGGAGGAUAUGAGGCUAGCUGAGCGGCUAAUUCUGACCGUUAGCUGCGCUGCUGGGACCCAAAAUCAGAAAUAAAAUAAAUGUUUCUUCAUACAUUAAGUGGGAUGCCAAUGUGCCAAAAAGUCUCACACUUGAUUACCCAAAAGGGGUUAGGGUAAAGUUCAUAGACGUCUGUACAGUAAGGGUGCAAAUGUUGCCACGAGAAUAUGUGAGGACUCUCUGCAUCCACUGACACCUGUAUUCAAACACAACGCAGAACUGUUGACCUUGAUGAAACGGUCUUGGUCACCAUGCUGUCCCCAAAGGAAGUGCCAUCAUAGACACAAGUCACUGUGGCUCAAACAGCCGCCCAGUUUCUUUGAGCUACAUCCUUUAAGGAGACGUUGCAGCUUUUGUUGAUCCUAAACGCUGAGAUGGGCUCCCAGGCUCUUCAGAUAUUGCGGCAGGGUGUGUGGGCUUCGCUCACAGGUGGCUGGUAUGUGGACCCCCAUCAGAGCACGUUUUCCAACUGCUUCCACCUGUACCUGUGGAUAUUUCUCCUGGCCUUCCCCUUUCUUCUGUACAUGGCUCUUCCUCCCAGCUUGCUGGUGGCAGGUGCGUACUCUGCUGUGGUUGCAGUCUUUUUCACAGCCAUUAAGGUGGUGAACUACCGGCUUCACACCAUGUUCGACCUCGGCGAGAUCGUAGAGAAGAAGCAGGCCUCGCUCGCAGCAGACGCCCCAAGAGAAGAAGAAGAAGGUUCAGGAGCUCAUGAUGGGAAUCAACACAGGGAUAGUCAUGUUGGUGUAGAGAUGACUGUGUUUCGGAAGGUGAACUCAACACCCCCGGUUCGCUGCAGCUCCCAGCACUCUCUGUUUGGGUUAAACCAAGUGUCGGAGUUCUUGCCCCAGCUGGAGGAUUCAGGAGGAACUAAGGAUUUAAAAGAAAUGACACAGGAACAAGGAAGCAGUUGGGUAAUUCUGACUUCAACCCAUCGGGAGAUUGUACAAAAGUGUUCCCAGGACAUCCAGAGGGUUCCCAGUGCGGUCCAGAUGUGCAUUCCCCCUUCAUUAGGAAGAGAGAUCCCAGGUAUCAUGGGAGUAUCAGGAGAGUCAGCUAGACUUGAAGAACCUAAGGACUACUUGUCCAUUCCUCCCUCGCCUUCGAGUCAAGAAGAUGGAGGUGAGAAGGAGCAAACGGAGGAGUUACCAGAACAAUCGUCUCAUCUGUGUCCUGAGGACAUUGGGAUGGGAACGUAUUCCUCACUUGGCCCCUCUGCUGAAUCUGAGAGCCUGGGAGAUGCUCCCCUCAGCCCUCUAAUAAAGAGCAGCUUAAGCGAGGAGCUAAGUGAAAAUCUGAUGGGUUUAGGUCUGGACCCAGUGGCUUUUGUCCCAGGGACUGAGCAGCCAGGCAGCCGCAGUGGGGUAGCACUGGCUGCCGGUUCCACCGACAGUUGUUUCAGCGCAGGUGGUGCCACAACAGACCGCGAGACACUAAGCACUGUAAGUAGUUAUCGCAGUGAAAAAACUGAUUCCACUCAGCUGGAAAGUGCUUCAUUGAGCCAGCCUGCAGAUGGACAGGCGUCUGCCUCGGCGCCAGCAACAUGUUCUGAUGUUCUUAACAACGCAGAGGACACAACGGGACAGGGUGGUAGUGAUACUGACAAUCUGUCAGACAGUGUGCUGCUUCGCUCCCCUUCCAAAGAUUUAUCCAUCAGUCAGGGGCUAGAUCGGACACUCGUUGAAGGAGACGAUUUGCCUCCUGUACCUGCCAAUCUUGCACAGCCCCCUCCUCUCCAGAACUCGUCCCCUUCAAGUAGUGGACACUCAGAGGUUUGUGAUUUAGACAGAAAUGUUGCAGGUCCUCCUCCUCUUCCUCCUCGGCAGGCCAAUUCAGUGCCUUCAGGUCUGGCCAUGGGACUAGUGUGUUCUGAGCCUGCUUUGCCCAUAUCCUCCACCCCCCUACUGCUGUCAGAGCAGCCUGCUCUCCAAGCUCAACAGGUUGUGCGUCCUAAAGACUUUAAGUUGCAGCGGGCCGGCGGCAGUAGCAUGGGCCACAGGCCGGGUCGGAGGAAAGCACCGAGAAGGCGAGCUGGAGCAGGCAGCAGUAGUUUUGACUGCGGCUCUUAUAGGCGUCACCACAAUCAUAGACAACACAGAGAUUACAUCCCAGUGCGCAGCCGGUUGGGCGCCAAAGCUUACAGCGAAAGUCUCUUUGAGGAUUCCAGCGAUGAGGACGAUGGCAGUGACAUGAGCGCUGGUUCUAGUCUGGGUUCUCAGCGCCGAUACAGCUCUGACGAGGAUGAUAAUGACGACUCAAGUUCCUCUACCUCCUGCUACUCCUCAGACCAUGCCAACACUGACAUGACAUCCCUUCUCUCCACUGCUGCUCAGCUUCCCUCCCAAAGAGAGGGGGAUUUACCCGAACCCUCCGGCCCCGCUCAUCCCCGUGCUGCUCAGCGCUCUUCAAGCACAGCUAGUGCUAAGACUCAUGCUCGAGUACUAAGUAUGGACGGAGCGGGCAGUGCCCAGAGCAGCACGGCGGCCACACCCACUACACUGUCAAUGCCCUCCACCUCCACUCCAGCACCCCGCAUACUCACCAUGUCCAAAUCUGAUCUGGAGGCCCGCACCAUCCACACGGAAGGCUUCUCUGGGAGCCACCAUCAUCGACUAGAUUCUCUUGGAGGGUCUUGGACCGGAAACCAGAUGGGUUGGAGGGCCGGAGAGCUGCUUGAAGAGGGAGCUGUGGGUGGAGCUUUGGGUCCAGAGGACGGGAACAAACACGAGUCUGUCAGCAACGUUAAACGGACUCAGGCAAUACGCAGGAGACACAACGCUGGGAGCAACCCGACACCGCCUCCUUCCACCAUGGGAUCCCCUCCCAGCCUUCAAGACCUUCAGCGAUCUCGGACCUCGUCUCAUUCACGCACCCGCACGCUUCCCUCAGCCUUACAGUUUGCAUCUUCACUCCUCUUGCCCCGCAGUGGUGUCCAUGAGGCCUCCACAUUUGACGACACGACAGAGGGAGCAGUGCACUAUUUCUACGAUGAGAGUGGAGUAAAAAGGUCCUACACCUUUGGACCUGCUGGAGGUGGUUAUGAGGACCCAGUCCAGGAAAGAGAGAGGCAGUCUCAGUCCUCCAGCUUCACAUCCACCGAGGUCCAGGAAGGAGCACCGGUCCUGUCCAUCCUACAGCCCAGACCAGUGGUUCUACAGGGCAUGCAGGUGCGCAGGGUACCUCUGGAGAUGCCUGAGUUCGAUCUUGAUCACGAAUCCCUUCAAGAGUCCCAUGAAAACACUCUGAUGAUCGAGGAGAAAGCCAAACCCAAACAGUACUAUCGGUUCUGGGUGCUACCUGGAAGGUGGCUGAGGGUUCGAUAUGAUCGACUGGCUCUCCUGGCUCUACUGGACAGGAAUCGUCGAGUGGGUGAGAACGUGUUUGCCGUCGUGUUGGCCAGUCUGGUGGCCUUCCUGGGCUUCUUGCUGCUGCUGCAGGGCUUCUUCAGGGACAUCUGGGUCUUCCAGUUCUGCCUGGUUAUCGCCAGCUGCCAGUACUCCUUACUGAAGAGUGUACAACCUGAUGCGGCCUCCCCCAUGCACGGUCAUAACUGGAUCAUCGUGUACAGUCGUCCAGUGUACUUCUGCCUGUGCUGCGUGAUGAUUUGGAUCUUUGACCUGUCCGGACGCUCUGGAAGUCUGCAGCCCUUCACCCUCUAUGGCGUCACCUUCUUCUCUGCACAUUUUCUGCUGUGUGUCAGAGAUAUGCUGACUGUUUUGGCCUUGUGUUUUCCUGUCAUUUUCCUGUUUGGGUGGCUGCCUCAGGUUAACACUUUUGUUAUGUGUCUGCUGGAGCAGAUCGACAUGCACAUUUUUGGUGGAACUGCCACCACCAGCCCGCUCUCGUCUCUGUUCAGCCUUGUUCGCAGCGUGCUGGUGGCCGCUCUGCUCUAUGGAUUCUGCCUCGGCGCUGUUAAUACGCCGUGGGGGGAUGCCCAUGUGCCAGUGCUGUUUUCUGUGUUUUGUGGCCUUCUCCUGGCCUUAUCCUAUCACCUCAGCCGACAAAGCAGCAAUUCUACAAUUCUGUGGUCACUGGUCCGGUCUAAAAUAUUCCCAGAGCUGGAGAACAGAACACCUGAAGAGCCCCCUGUGGAGAUCAAGGACCCUCUCCCUGAGAAGCUGCGUAACUCUGUGAGGGAGAUUCUUCAUUCAGACCUCGUCAUGUGUCCUCUUAUGGCUGUGAUCACCUUCGCCAUCAGUGCCAGCACCGUUUUCAUCGCUCUUCAGCCUGCGCUCAGCUUCGUCCUGUACAUCCUGGCUGGAGUUGUCGGCUUCAUUACACACUAUCUCCUGCCUCAGCUCCGCAAACAGCUGCCGUGGUUCUGCCUGGCUCACCCGGUGCUCCGCUCCAAAGAGUACAGUCAGUUUGAGGUCCGAGAUGCUGCUCAGCUGAUGUGGUUUGAGAAACUGUACGCGUGGCUUCAGUGUGUGGAGAAAUACUUCAUCUACCCAGCUGUGGUGCUGAACUCUCUUACAACUGAGGCACGGACGGUUGGCCAGAAUCAUAAAGAGAUGGACAUUUACAGCCGAGCUCUCUUCAUCUCCGUGGCAGGCAUGAAGCUGCUGCGUUCGUCCUUCUGCACGCCGUCGCAGCAGUACGUCAUGCUGUGCUUCACCACCCUCUUCUUUCACUUCGACUAUCCACACUUUUCAGAGACGUUCCUAAUCGACUACUACUUCAUGUCCAUUCUCUUCAGCAAGAUGUGGGACCUCCUGUACAAGCUACGCUUUGUGUUGACGUACAUCGCCCCGUGGCAGAUCACCUGGGGCUCGGCCUUUCAUGCUUUUGCACAACCUUUUGCUGUUCCUCACUCCGCCGUGCUUUUUGUCCAGGCUGUUUUUUCUGCCAUCUUUUCCACACCUCUCAAUCCGGUUCUAGGCAGCGCUGUGUUUAUCACCUCGUACACCAGACCUGUCAAGUUCUGGGAACGAGACUACAACACCAAACGGGUCGAUCAUUCUAACACAAGACUCGCCACCCAGUUGGACCGUAACCCAGGUGCUGACGACAACAAUUUGAACUCUAUUUUCUACGAGCACCUGACCCGCUCUCUGCAGCACAGCCUGUGUGGGGACCUGCUGCUCGGGCGCUGGGGCAACUACAGCACAGGCGACUGCUUCAUCCUCGCGUCAGACUACCUCAACGCUCUGGUUCACAUCGUCGAGAUAGGAAAUGGCCUCGUCACAUUCCAGCUGAGGGGUCUAGAGUUCAGAGGUACGUACUGUCAACAGAGGGAGGUAGAGGCCAUUACAGAGGGGGUGGAGGAGGAUGAGGGCUGCUGCUGCUGUGAACCUGGUCAUCUGCCCCACAUGUUAUCCUUCAAUGCUGCGUUUGGACAGCGCUGGCUGGCCUGGGAGGUGGCUGCCACCAAAUACGUCCUGGAGGGUUACAGCAUCAGUGACAACAACGCCGCUUCAAUGUUGCAAGUGUUUGACCUUCGUAAGAUCCUCAUCACGUACUACGUCAAGAGCAUCAUUUACUACGUGAGUCGAUCCUCGAAGCUUGAAGAGUGGUUGACCAACGAGAUGAUUCAGGAGGCUCUGCGGCCAUGCCUCGGCUCCAACUACGUGGACAGUGAUCCCACCUUCAACCUGAACAUUGAUGAAGACUACGACCACAGGGCCUCGGGCAUCACCCUCUCUUCAUUCUGUUUGAUCUAUUUGGACUGGGUCCAGUACUGUAACAGCAGGCGCCAAACGCCAGUGGUUUGUGAAAGAGACUCCCCGCUCGUCAACCUGUGUUUUGGUCUGUGUAUCCUGGGAAGAAGAGCUCUGGGCACGGCGUCUCACAGCAUGUCUGCAAGCUUGGAGCCGUUUCUCUACGGCCUCCACGCCCUCUUCAAAGGAGACUUCCGCAUCACGUCUCCCAGAGAUGAGUGGGUGUUUGCAGAUAUGGACUUGCUGAAUCGAGUUGUAGCACCAGGAGUACGAAUGUCCCUCAAACUGCACCAGGAUCACUUCACGUCUCCGGAUGAGUACGAGGAUCCGAUGGUUCUGUAUGACGCCAUCACUGCCAACGAGGAGAAGAUGUUGAUAUCACAUGAAGGUGACCCUGUGUGGCGCAGUGCAAUCCUGGCCAACAUGCCCUCUCUGCUCGCUCUGCGCCACAUCAUGGAUGACGGCAGUGACGAGUACAAGAUCAUCAUGCUCAACAAGAGGUUCCUCAGCUUCAGAGUCAUCAAGGUGAACAGAGAGUGUGUCCGGGGGCUGUGGGCGGGUCAGCAGCAGGAGCUGGUCUUCCUGCGGAACCGUAACCCGGAGCGUGGAAGCAUUCAGAACGCCAAGCAGGCCCUGAGGAACAUGAUCAACUCCUCCUGUGACCAGCCCAUUGGCUACCCCAUAUACGUGUCCCCCCUCACCACCUCAUAUGCCGGGGGGCACAGUCAGCUGCGGUCUGUGUGGGGGGGACCAGUCAGCCCACACAACAUUUACACCUGGCUCAUCAGCAGCUGGGACAGGUUACAGAAGGGAUGCGGCGCCGGCUGCAACAGCGGAGGGAACAUCGAGGACUCUGACUGCGGAGGCGGCUCCACCUCCAUCUCCACCAACCCAGCCAUCCUCACCACCCAAAGUACACCGGCUUCCAGCCUGCCCCAGCCCCACAUCACCACUUUACAACCCUCCAUGGGCACAGAAAACCCCAUCGGUCCAACCCAAAGCUGGCCCCACCACCCUCAGCCUCUCCCAUUAGCUCUACUCAGCCAGUCAGAGGGCAGAAUGGAGGCAGGCCUGCUAAUGUCUCUACAGAGAACCUCCUCCAUCCAGGGGCUCCUGGGCCAGCAGCUCUCCAGCUCCCAGCUGUCCUUCAGCAGCUGUGUGGCUCCGCCCCCUCUGCCAGGUGCUGAGUGCUUCGGCCCAGUGACCCUGCUGGAAACCUCAGGGCACAGACUGGGCCAGCGGAGCGGGACACACUAUGAAGGCCACUUUGGGAAGUGGACUUUUUCAAGCAGAAAAGGCUUCGGUGGCCCGGCUGCAGUGGAAACAGAAGGAGGACCCGUACCGACAAUACGCACACAGCCCGCCCCACCACAGGAGGCCAGUCUGACCCAAGAUCCUCUGGGGGCCACUCAGACCCUGAACCCAACACCUCUGGCUCCAGGAGACCCCCCAAGCCCUAAAGAGGAAUCCACAGAGCUGCCUUUACUGGAUCACCUGCGCUGAGUCUGCACUGGUGACCGUUCCUACAAUGAAAGCACACAGUGGGCUGAACCGGGCCCACCCAGAACCAGACUCAGUCCAGCCUUCAGGACUCAUUCAGAGCUACAGGGAUUAAUAAAUUCUCCAAAGUCCCACCGAGACACCGACUAAACCUGCGUACACACAGAGCGCUGAGCCGACGCUCCACAGGCCAUUAAAUGAUUUCAACCA